Messenger RNA from Rotaria sp. Silwood2, 759 nucleotides. NCBI's taxonomy places the organism in Eukaryota, Metazoa, Rotifera, Eurotatoria, Philodinida, Philodinidae. The record is from the annotation of a GenBank genome assembly.
AUGAAAAUGAAUCAUGUUUAUAAAGAUCAACAAUUAUCAUUAUGGAUUGUAACACGACCUGAAUCGACAAAUAUGACUGAUGGAACAAUAUAUAUGGUUGUUCGUGGUAAAUUUGAUUUUCAUAUUCGUCUCAAACAAUUGUCACAUGUUUUUGACGAACUUUUACCUGUUGAUAGUAUGAUUACUCUAUUUGAUCCACUUUUAACAAUAUGUAAUAUUGAUGGUCAACCUACACUUCGUUGUGAUUCACCAAAUGCUGAAUUAAUUUUAUCUGAGCGACAAAAAAAAUGUUUUGUUAAUGAUAAACUUGAUGAAUUACGUGAAUGUGGUAAUCAAGCAUAUAUUCGUGGUGAUACUCAACUAGCUAUUGAUUAUUAUACAUUUGCUAUUAAUAGAAUUAUUGCUAUGGCUGCAAUGGCUAUGUCCAAUGAUAAUGAUUGUGAAAUGAAUUUAUUUCGAAGCGCUUUUCAAGAUGAUCUAGCUCGAUUAAAUUCAAAUCGUUCUGCAUGUUAUUUACGAGAACAUCUUUAUGCAGGUGCAAAUCUUGAUUCACUUGUUGUAGUAACUGGUCGAUUUUUUAAUCAAACUUAUGAUGAAUUCUUUUUAAAAUAUCUUUACCGUCUUAUAUGUGCUAAUAUUGAAUUGCAAGAAUUCACAUUUGCACCUGAUGAACUUUUUAAUCUUUCUCAAAAUCCUUCAAUUAAUUUUAAUUUACGUUUAAAAUACACAACAGAUUUUAAUCAAAUUCAAUCAGCUUGA